AUGCUCAAUCUCAAUUUUAAGAAUGCGCUACCUCAUAACACCCGAGUAAAUCCCCUAAGAGGGUGGUCCUCAUUGCUCUUCACUGGGACAAGCCCCUCACGAAGUCGGACCCCCCUCACGCACACACGUCAAACGCACUACGCGGCUCAGGAUACCAGGUUUUUACAAUUACGGGCCCAGAGGACUUCAAUCCCUUAUCUUGCGAAACGAUCGUUCGCUAUAGAAAGGAGAUCUCUGGAAGAUGACAUCCCCCCAAGGCCGUCAAGGUCACUAGCCGGGAAAGUUGCCGUUGUGACCGGGGCAGGGUGUGAAGGCGAUGGCCUUGGCAAUGGUCGGGCCAUCUCAAUUUUGUUGGCUGAAGAUGGGGCUUCGGUUAUCUGCGCCGACCUGAAUCUCGCGUGGGCCGAGCGUACCAGCUCUAUGAUCCGCUCAGAAGGCAAAGGGGAGAGUAUCAGCUGUCAGGCAGACGUUACCAAACCUACCGAUUGCCAGAAUAUCGUCGAUGCAGCGCUAUCCAAGUUCGGGAGAGUUGAUAUUCUAGUCAACAACGUGGGAAUUAUGGGUGCCAGGGGCACGGCAACGGAGUUCGAUCUGGAGCAGUGGCGUCGCGGGCUUGAAAUAAACGUCACAAGCAUGGCGAAUAUGGUCAAAGUGGUCGUGCCUCAGAUGCGCAAGAACAGUGAGUCUCUAGGUCAGAUUCGGGGAAGUAUCGUCAAUAUGGGUUCGGUUGCUGGAUUAGUAGGGGGCACUCCCCAUCUGCUGUACCCGACGAGCAAAGGUGCCGUCCUGAUUAUGACACGCGCUAUGGCGGCACAUCACGCAUCUGAUGGUAUCCGCGUAAAUUGUGUUUGUCCAGGUAUGCUCUACACGCCUAUGAUGUAUUCGAAAGGUAUGAGUCCAGAGACUCGAGCUGCGAGAAGAAACCGAAGUCUCUUACGGACGGAAGGGAACGCAUGGGACUGCGCGACGGCUGUGAGGUUUUUAGCUAGUGAGCAGGCCCGUUGGAUCACGGGUAUGGUACUCACAGUCGAUGCCGGAGCCACAGCCGUGUCAGCCAUUGAGCUAGUGUGA
Messenger RNA from Annulohypoxylon truncatum, 1071 nucleotides. Its product is annotated as NAD(P)-binding protein. The transcript has 3 exons. The record is from RefSeq and is a predicted model, not a curated record. The coding region runs from base 1 to 1071 and encodes 356 amino acids. NCBI's taxonomy places the organism in Eukaryota, Fungi, Ascomycota, Sordariomycetes, Xylariales, Hypoxylaceae. Gene Ontology annotation, molecular function: oxidoreductase activity, acting on the CH-OH group of donors, NAD or NADP as acceptor.